Molecule: messenger RNA, 1404 nt
Organism: Ostertagia ostertagi
Lineage: Eukaryota; Metazoa; Nematoda; Chromadorea; Rhabditida; Trichostrongylidae
Source: the annotation of a GenBank genome assembly
AUUCUGGAUAAGGAGGAAGCGCUGCUUACUGCUAAUCGCCGACAUGCUGAGGAGUACAUCAAGCUGCAAGAGAAACUUAACGAGACUGCCCUAUCUUUGCAGUCGUCUGAAGGGUUGGUUGAGAGCUUGAAAAUGCAACUGUGUAACGCCGAAAACGAGAUGGCUCUGCUGCGUGAUGUGCAGAUUGCAAAUGAGAUGGAGUUGAUGAAAACGGUGAUCAAGCAGAAGACGGAGUUUUUUGAUAAUCAAUUGGCUGAGAUGAGUGGUAUGGAGGAGAAGUUCGCUGCUGUUCAAGAGCAGCUUGAAGCGGAAAAGCUGGCACGCGAUGUUGCAAACCGUGAAAUCAGUCAGUUGCGCGACGAAAAUUACACAUUGACGGAAAUGUUGGAUAAGACCAAGGCGGCAUUGUUGGAUGCGGAACGUAGAGCUAUUGCGGCGGAAGGGAACCUUGUUGAUCAUAUCAAAUGCCACACAGAAGAGCUUGACCUUCGUGUAAGCGAACUGGAGAAUAUGGUAGCCGCUGGUACAGCUGCUAAGCAAGCGCUAACGUUGGAACUAGAGGAGAAAAUGAAAAAACAAACUGCUUUGACUAACGAAGUGAAAAAGGCUGGUGAAGUUAUUUCCAAACUAGAAAUCGAAGUGACAGAUGCGAAGAAGGAGAAAAUCGCAUUGGUGGAAGAGUUGAAGCUUGGAAAGGAGUUGUAUGAGGAAAAAGCCGCUGAGACUGAGAAGGUUGCCGCCGAGUUUGCUGAACUUCAGUCAUAUUUCAAAUCGCUGGAACUUGAAAAAGGCCGUCUUAAGGAAGAGCUUUCAGCUGCAAUUGAAAAGGCUAAACAAGACGAGGCUGUUUCUCAACAAGUAGUAGAGUCGCUCAAAGUCCAGACUGCAACUCUAACAGCUGAGCGUAACUCGCUUAAGGAUCGAUUGGCCGUUGCCGAAGACUACAAAGCAAAUCUCGAGAAGGAUUUGGUUGAGAUGAGGGAAAGUGCACUCCGAUCGAAAGCCCAAAUGGCCAACCUCAUUUCUGCGUCAGCUAAAAUGGAGGAAGAAUGGAAAGAAAAGGAGAAAGUGUACAUGGACAGGAUUAAUGCAGCAGAAGAGGCAAUCAAAAAAAUGCCACAACUGGAGAUGACAGUAGAGUACCUCAAGUCAGAAGCAGAAGCGUUGAAUCUUGAGAUUAAAGAAACAAGCAGCAAGUUGGAUAUUGAAGUCGAGUCAAAAGAAAAGGCAACUAUUGCUCUCACUGCGCUUGAAGGACAGUAUCGCUCUCUGCAAGAAGCAAAGGAGGAAGUCGAAAAAGAAUACGAAAAAGCCAAAAAGCUGUUUGACGUGGAGCGCAGCGCAGCACAAAAGGUAUCCGAAGAACUAAAGCAAUCGAUAGCUGCCCUCGAGAGCCGCCUAGUU